CAUCGAAACCGAAGCUAGUCAGGGAGCAAUCGAGGCAAAGCAAUGGAUAGAGGACUAUUUUUUAGAAAAAUUUUACGAUGGGAAAUAUAACCAAUUUUAAGUGUGUUCCUCCAGACCUCGGUGAAGACCAAAUGCGGCCCGUGGAGCAAAAUGAGUUUUCCACCCCUGCUGUAGAGGCUGGAUGAUACUCUGUACAGUAGGCUUGACAUGGUGAUCUGACUUAGCAGUGGGAUUUGAAUGAUACCGAUGUUUAUAAUCCUUCAACAUAAACAAAAGAUCUGCUCUAUUAGAAUCUAGAAUUCAACGCAUCCUCUGUAUAGAGGUAAUUUCACUGUAAGAUCUACUCCCCUUUAAUUUGGUGCAUGUGACAAAUAAAAUUUGAUUUGAAGUAUGAUGAGCUCUAAAAAGGGAUAGUUGUUACGUACCUCCUAAAGGAGGGAGGUGCAGGAAUCAGGAGCAGGAGAGCAAGGAAGUCCCAGUGGCACAAUUGUUUAUUGAGCAGUCCCAACCCAACUACAACAUGGGACUGAAACACGCCCAAACGAGGUUAACACACACACAGGGAAAUAAAGGCUACACACAGAGGAGAAACCUCUACUCCUAAACUCAUACCAACCGGCACAACUGCAGUGAGAAAAGAAACCCCUGUUUUGCAGACACGCACCCCUAACAACGUAACCACAGAAAACAAUCCCGCACAAAGACUAGCAGGCAGCAGAGGUAAAUAUACCCACCGAAAUCAACUAAUAAGACACAGGUGUAAACAAUAAGACAGACAAACGAAAAAUGGAUCAGUGGCAGCUAAUAGGCCGGCGAUGACAACCGCCGAGCACCGCCCGAACAGGAAGAGGAGCCACCUUCGGUGGAAGUUGUGACACUAGUUAAUUACAGAUUCAUUGCAUUGCCAUUCAUUCUUGUUGUUGAAGAUAGAAGUUUCUUUGUUUGUCUGUAAGCUGUAGAGUGCUAGGCCUAUGGUCUCUGUAUUGAUCCACACCAUAUCGCUCAGAGUCAGCACCUCAUAAAACCAUUGUCAGGGUUCCCGUCUGUCCGAGUGUUCAUAGAGUCUGUCUCCUCACCUCCAGGGAGCGGAACUGGCUCAUCCCUAUCUGUUUUCCCCAUUAUACGUCAGCUUUAUACGGAGCAGAACGCAGAUCCACUUCUCCCAAGAUGACACAACAGCAGACAGACUCGCUGUCCUCUCUCCUACUGAGCUUAAAGCUUCCUGUCUGUAGGCAGGGGUAUUAGGAGAUUAAUCACAGGGCUACUUUGCAUUGUUUUCCAUCAACACUUGCAUUGUUUUCCAUAGCGCUGUGUCUAUGGAGACCGCUUUAAGUAAUGUAAGAAGUGUCUGAAUCACUUGUGUACACAGGCUUUUGUAGUAGCCUGUGUGUAGGAGCCAUUUCUCUUGAAACACAUUGCCUGUUAGUGAACACAGGAAAGGGGGGAAACAAAUUAAGGAGGAGUGCAAAGAACGCCCUCAUCUGACCAGGGUCCCUCCUACUUCCUCACAGUCUAAACCAGAGCCCCACAGAUCUCUGCCUAACUGCCUAUGGGUGAGUUGACGUCACCAGCUAAAAGUCCGGUGCUACACACACAGCAUUUAUUCACCUUUCAUUGUCCUGAUGACAUGCUUGGAAUGUGAUGGUACAGUUCUUGUGGAGAAAUGCCAACUCUGAACUUGGAGUGGAUCCUGUACUAUGGCAAACAUGUUAGACAUGGACUCUCCUGUAGUUCAUCUAGAAUAGUGGAUUGAAGAGGUUGCUGGAGAAUGAGAAAGCCUACCAGGUCCGUAAAGAGAAGGAGAACACCAAGCGUCUGGAGAAGGUGAGGGAGGAGCUGGUCAAACUGAAGUCCUUUGCCCUGAUGCUGGUGGACGAGCGGCAACUCCACCUGGAGCAGAUGGACCAGCAGAGCCAGAGGGUCCAGGAGCUGACCCAGCAGCUGUCCCAGAGGGAGCAGGACCUGAGCAACGCCAGUGCCCGGGCCCAGGAGGACAGACUGAGGGCCCUGAGCUUGGAGGGCGAGCUGAGUGAGUGCCAGGCCAAGUUUACCCAGGAGCAGGAAGAGAUUACAGCCAAGCUGGCCAGCCAGGAGUCCCAGAACCGCCAGUUGGAUGUCAAGCUGUCUGGACUCACCCACACGCUGGAGGAGCUGGAGGAGAGCAACAGGGCUCUGAGGAGAUCAGAGGAGGAGCGCAAUGGGGCUCUGAAGAGGUCAGAAGACAUGCUGGAGGAGAUCAACGGGGCUCUGAGGAGGUCAAAGGAGGAGCUGGAGGAGAGCAAAUGGGCUCUGGGGAAGUCAAAGGAGGAGUUGGAGGAGAGCAACGGUGCUCUGAGGACGUCAAAGGAGGAGCUGGACGAGCUGAGGGACAAGAUCAGCAAAGGGGAUUAUGGGAACUCUAACCUAAUGACUGAACUGGAGAACCUCCGCAAACGGGUAUUUGAGAUGGAAGGGCAGGACGAGGAGAUCACCAAGGCAGAGGCCCAGUGCAGGGAGCUGAGGAAGAGGUUGCAGGAGGAAGAGAGCCGAGGGAAAGAACUCAAACUGCAAGUGGAGAAGCUCCAGAAGAGAAUGGUGGAACUGGAGAGACUAGAGGGGGCGUUCAAUGCCAGCAAGGCGGAGUGCUUCCAGUUACACGCCACUCUGGAGAGAGAGAAGGACAUGUCAAAGGAGCUUGCCGAAGAACUGGUGGCCGUUAAGAUACGCAUGAAAGAGAUGGAAUCCUCUGAGCUGAGACUGGAAAAGACUGAGCAGGGCCUUAAAGAUGACCUGGCAACGCUGAAAUCAUUCACUAUGGUAAUGGUUGAUGAGAAAAAUAAUAUGAUGGAGAGAAUGCUGUUAGAGGAGAAGAAGAGGGAUGAUCUGAGUGAGAUGUUCAAAGUGGAGCAGGUCAAGGUCAUGGAGGUGACUGAGAGAUUGAUAGAGGAGAGUAAAAAGCUCCUGAAGUUGAAAUCAGAGAUGGAGGCCAAGGUCGGGACCCUCACCAGAGAGAAAGGAGAGCUUAGCACUAAGCUCACAUGUGAAAUGGAAAAGAGCAAGGAUCUGAGCUCCAAAGUCAGCCAAAUGAACAAGAGGUCAGAUGGAUUGCAGGAGGCAGAAAAUAUAUCCACAAAUAACAUAGCAAAGAGGGAACUGGGAAGCUUGUCAGAUGGGUGUUCGAAAGAGGACAACAGGGUGAAGGAGCUAACGUUUGAAAUAGAGCGGUUGAAAAAACGUCUCAAGCAGCUGGAGGUUGUGGAGGGCGAUUUGAUAAAGACAGAGGAUCAGUAUGACCUGCUGGAGAAAAAGUUAAUGACGGAGCAAGACAAGGCCAAAAUUCUCUCCCAGCAGGUGGAGGAGAUGAGGAGUCAGAUCGCCAGGACUAAAGCAAUAGAGAAUGGAGAGGUGGAGAGCCAGGAGGCAGACCUACGACAGCGCUGCAGGACAGAGAACGCCAACACCAGAGACUUGCAGAAUGACAUGAUAGCCCUCAAGGAGAAGAUCCAUGAGCUGAUGCACAAAGAAGACCAGCUCUCUCAACUCCAAGUGGACUACUCCUUCCUCCAGCAGAGGUUCCUAGAGGAAGAGGAGAAGAAGAACAACAUGAGCAUUGAGGUCCUCCACCUCACCAAAGAGCUGGAGGUGACCAAGCGCCACAGCCGCGCUCUACGACCCAGUCUGAACGGGAGGAGGAUGGUGGACAUUGCCAUGGCGUCCACAGGAGUUCAGACUGAUGCGCUGGCCAAUGAGACGGCAGAAGAGGACACCCCAGCCGUGUUCAUCAGGAAGUCCGUCCAGGAAGAGAAUCACAUCAUGAGUAAUCUUCGACAGAAGGGUCUCAAGAAACCCACAGAGAAAGCUGGUGGUCAUGAACGCUACUCACCCUCUGUUGCCGCUGACCUCAGCAUGAAGAAGUCCUGGAUUCCCUGGAUGAGGAAGAGGGAAAUCAUCCCUCAGGGUGGUAAUCUGGACAAGUCUGUCCAUAUCAACAGUGAAUCCAUGCAUUCUGAUCUGGCCAUGUCCCAGAAGCAAGGGCAGCCUUUACGCAUCAGAGUGACCCCAGACCACGAGAACAGCACGGCUACCUUGGAGAUCAGCAGUCCUUCUACUGAGGACCUCUAUUCCAGCUCCAACCUCAGCCUCAGUCCCACCCUGCAGGGCCACCAGAAGCCUCGAAUCACUAUCAUUCCCACCCACACCGCUGCAGCUUCAAGGGGAAAAGCCAGUGCCGGGCCAGGGGGACCAGAGAGGUCCAAGUCCCCGGUCACCGUCACCACCAUCUCCAGGGCCAAGUCACCAGAGAUCAGCAAGGCCUCCUCCUCAUCAGGCAGACCCAUAUCACCCAUAUCCAUCAUGACAGUUAGGGCUUCUAUGGUGUCCAAUAUGUCCACCUCCCCAGAGCCCCAGGAGAUGACCAUGGGCCGGGCCGUGUUCAAGGUGACCCCUGAGAAACAGAUGGUCCCCACACCGAUCAGGAAGUACAAUUCUAAUGCCAGUAUCAUCACCACCACAGAGGACAACAAGAUUCACAUCCACCUGCACGGCUCCCAGUUCAAUAAGAGCCCCUCGGAGGGCCACAGCAACACAGGACCCAAGGUGGUGGUUAGGCCUGUCGGCAUGGCAACAGAGUGUAGCAGAGAGAUGAUGUUAUCCACAGGCACGGUGUUGCGCUCCCCUCGCCAUAGUGCCACUGCUGUCAAAACCACACCCAGUAAAGUGAUGAGCAGCAUCACCAUCACUGCAGUCACGUCCACCCCUGGCAGACCAACACAAGCUGUGCAUGAUGCCCACCCACCCCGGGCAGGGCUCACCCGUAUCCCCAUGUCCAAGGGCCUGAAGACAGGCAAAGCCAUGCUGGGAGCCCUGGGGAUGUCUGGAGGAAUGAGGCUGGAGCAGAGAGCAGAAAGCCAGUCCAUGAGGAUAGAGCUGAAGAAAUCUACAAUCAGCAGCACAACAGCCUUUCAAAAUGGAGGGAAAAGCUGUUAGAGCCAGAGACACGAACAGGGAACAGAAGUCAAACAAGCUGCCAACCCAUAGUAAUGUUCUAUGGGUCAAAGGUGCUCAGUAUAGAGGCACCAUUAAAUGACCUGGAGACAGAGAGCGAGGGGGGAUUUUCAGACAAGGGAAAGUCGUUUGGCUCCUCUCUAUUGAGCAGGAGCCUGAGUUGAUGAUUGUGUUCUUGUCUAACUGAAAACAGUACACAUAUCUAAUAUAUUAUAUUUUUUAGAAACUAUUUAUAUUCUGUUCUCAGUGUUUGUAAUGUGGAUGAAAUCAACUGAACUGCGUUCUUUGAUAAGCGCUGGCAUGUGUGCAUUUUGUAAGGGGAGAGGCCGUGUGUAUUGUCAGGUAGUUCUGCUAUUAACUGCUUCAUGUACUCGUUAGGGGACUGCUUCACCUAGUGAGCUUUUCAUUAUGCAUUUUUGUACUGCAUUUAAUAUGGAGGCCAUAUCAUUUGGUUUGCAGCAAAUUAAAUGUGUCCUUUUUUAUGUAAAGGUUUUUAAAUAAACUUUUUUUUUUAAAGAUGACCUACAGAAUAUUGUUAUGAGAAUACAUGCAACAUUGAGUGGACAAUGUUAAUGUUCUCUAACAUUAUUUUGGAUGCAUUCUUUGGGCAAGGCAUCAGUUGAACCAGACUCACUAUAGUAAUUAAUUCAUCUCACAUUCAUCUACUGAAUAGGCAGUGUUUUUAUGGACUUGCUGUGUGUUAUGAAAUUGGAAAAUAUAUCAAAACAAAUGGCCGUAUACAUCAAUGCUUCUGCUGUGAUACACUGGAGAGCCAAAUUGUCACAGUCAUCUUUCAGUUGUGGAGCGCUCACUUGCCAUAGAGCAAUUCAAAUCAACUCGUUUAACAAGCUGCCUGUGUCUACAAUCACCAACCAUGUGCCCUCUGAAUGAAAGAAUCAUAUUGUUUCUAAUUUGCUCAAUCGACCAAUGAGAGAAUCAAACCAGUAUCAUUAGAUGGGUUUGUUGUGAGUCAAAGGGUAACUAGCCUGAGAACCCCUAUGGGAAAUGAUGUAUAGAAAUAUAGGAAUUCAAAAUGCGUCAAAAUAUAUUUUGUAAUGUCUAUGCCAUAAAUUAAAUAUCUCUACAUGUUUUAAAUGUGUAUAAAACAGACCUGCCUUUACAGUUUGUAACGUAACUCAAUGCACAAGCAAUGAGCAUUGUCAAUUAUAAUAGAACACAUUGAAUUAAUGUGAACAUGAUGAAACAAUUGAAAGAAACAUAAUUGUAAUACA
Messenger RNA from Oncorhynchus tshawytscha (Chinook salmon), 6215 nucleotides. RefSeq names its product filamin-A-interacting protein 1. The record is from RefSeq and is a predicted model, not a curated record. The transcript is spliced from 3 exons. Lineage: Eukaryota; Metazoa; Chordata; Actinopteri; Salmoniformes; Salmonidae. The coding region runs from base 1864 to 4965 and encodes 1033 amino acids.